Molecule: messenger RNA, 1158 nt
Organism: Diorhabda sublineata
Lineage: Eukaryota; Metazoa; Arthropoda; Insecta; Coleoptera; Chrysomelidae
Gene: Ublcp1
Product: ubiquitin-like domain-containing CTD phosphatase 1
Exons: 3
Coding region: 58-1032 (324 amino acids)
Biological process (GO): protein dephosphorylation
Cellular component (GO): nucleus
Molecular function (GO): protein serine/threonine phosphatase activity; protein binding
Source: RefSeq, a predicted model, not a curated record
ACUGCUAGUACACAAGUUAAAAAAGAAGAAACGAUUUCGAAUAGGUUAUGUUGUUUUAUGAAAUUUGUUUUGCUUAAGAUGAGCGGUAUUAUUAAGAUUAUUUUAAAAUGGAAUGGUAAGGAGUUCGAUGUUGAAACUGCCGAAGACGAUACGGUAUUGAACUUGAAGAAAUUGAUAGAAAAUGUAACCGGUGUAAAAUGCGAAAGGCAAAAACUACUAAAUCUAAAGUAUAAAGGGAAAACCCCCGAUGACGACUGUACUUUGGGUCAAUUAAAACUAAAGCCCAAUUUCAAGCUUAUGAUGAUGGGCUCUUUAGAAGAGGAUAUAGUUGAAGCAAAUACAGCUCCUACAAAUCUUCCAGAAGUAGUUAAUGAUUUGGAUAUAGAAGAAGAAGAAGUAGCAAUAGAAAACCAAGAUGUGUAUCUUGCAAAAGUAGAAAAACGUAUAAAGGAGUAUAAGAUAAACUUGUUGAAUGAUCUCAGACCGAAUAAAAAGCUGUUGGUAUUAGAUAUAGAUUACACACUUUUUGAUCACAGAUCUACAGCUCAAACGGGUGCAGAACUCAUGAGGCCUUAUUUACAUGAAUUUUUAAUGAGUUCUUAUGAAUAUUAUGAUAUUGUCAUUUGGUCAGCUACUGGUAUGAAGUGGAUUGAAGAAAAAAUGAAAUUAUUAGGGGUUUCUAGUAAUCCCAAUUACAAAAUAGCAUUUUAUCUAGAUUCUCUUGCAAUGAUCUCAGUUCAUAUACCAAAGUAUGGUGUUGUUGAUGUAAAGCCGUUGGGUGUUAUUUGGGGAAAAUUUCCUCAGUUUACUUCAAAAAAUACCAUUAUGUUUGAUGAUAUAAGAAGGAACUUUAUUAUGAAUCCGAAAAACGGUUUGAGGAUAAAACCAUUCAGAGAAGCUCAUUUAAACAGAGGAAAAGACAAAGAACUGUUGAAUUUGGCAAAAUAUUUGAAAGAUUUAGCUGAAAAUUGCCCUGAUUUUGCUUCUGUUAAUCAUCGGCAUUGGGAGAAAUAUAAACCAAAGCACAGAUGAUCAAUUUACUUUUAAUGGCAAUGAUGAUUGAAUUGGUUUAGGUUGCUAACAAUAAUGGUAAAAUUGAGAAAAACGCCAUAUAAAAGUUAAAAAUGUAUUAUUAAAAUAGUUACAGCAGUAAAUAAA